AUGGCCAACGGGCAGGUUCAACAAGUAAAUGGUGUCCAUAAAACGAUGCCCCGUUUACAAAUAAUUGACGAAAACCAGCAUUUUUCGCAAGAGCUUCCAGAGUACAUGAAAGCAUGGGGACUGGCUGACUCGGGAUUUAACUAUAAUCUUGUUGCUGUAUUUGGGUCACAGAGUACUGGAAAAA
This is a messenger RNA of Acaulospora morrowiae, 184 nucleotides long. NCBI's taxonomy places the organism in Eukaryota, Fungi, Glomeromycota, Glomeromycetes, Diversisporales, Acaulosporaceae. The record is from the annotation of a GenBank genome assembly.